AUGGCGUCCAGAGAGACCAGCAUCCAGAUGGCAGGGGUACUGGAUGGCGAGGCAGGGAGUGCUCUGUCCCCGGAGCCGCUUCUCCUUUGUGCCCCGUCGCAGGCCGCAGUCGCUAGUGAGCAUGGUCAUGCCGCUUCUGUGAUGGAGGCCGCCGUUGUCGUCGGCGGCACCAGCAAGCUGACCAUCAAGGACGCGGCCGCGGCUGCUCACGCUGAGACGCCGUGCUUGCCAGGCUCGCCGUCGCGGCUCUACCUCUCGCAGGCGCAGCUUGACAUGCCGCCGUCCAUCAGCUCGUGCAACCCCGAAAUGGGCACGGCUCCGGUGCUGCCGAGCGAGUCAAAGCUCGAAGAUCACAUCCCCGGCGAGCCGCGGCUGAUGAAGAAGACCCAGCACCACUCAUGGCGAUCCCUGGUAGGCGGCGGCGAGGCACCAGCGCUGCUGCCGAGCGACAGCACGCGGGAGCUGGACCGCCGGUUUGACAACUUCAAGACCUUCUCGGGCCGCCUCCGCGGUCUGCAGCAUGGGCUGCCGCCAGUUGACAUCGAGCAUGGUGCCGCGCCCAAUAUCUCGAGCGAGGACACCGACGAGGAAAACAUAGUCCCGUCAGCCGAUCGCUACUUCGCCGCCCUCGAAGGCCCCGAGCUCGAGACCCUUCGGCCGACGGAGGUGGCAGUGCUGCCUGAGGAUGAGCAAUGGCCGUUCCUUCUCCGGUUCCCGAUUAGCGCGUUCGGGAUGUGCCUUGGCAUGAGCACCCAAGCGAUGCUGUGGAAGACGCUCGAGUCGGAGCCCUCAACGGCAUUCCUCCACGCGCACCCCGCCGUCAACCACGUCCUCUGGUGGGCAUCUGUCGUCCUCACCGCCAUCGUCUCCAUCACCUACCUCCUCAAGGUUAUCUUCUACUUUGAGGCCGUUCGCCGGGAGUUCCACCACCCAGUGCGCGUCAACUUCUUCUUUGCGCCUUGGAUCGCUUGCCUCUUUCUCGUCAAGGGCGUGCCGCAGCCGGUGUGGGAGAUCCACCACAUCGUGUGGUACCUCCUCAUGGCUCCCAUCCUCUGCCUCGACAUUAAGAUCUAUGGCCAAUGGAUGUCGAGCGGCGAGCGCCGACUCUCCAAGGUAGCUAACCCGUCCAACCACCUCGCUAUUGUCGGCAACUUUGUCGGCGCGCUUCUCGGCUCUAGGAUGGGCCUCCGAGAGCUGCCCAUUUUCUUCUUCGCUAUCGGGCUAGCGCACUAUGUUGUACUCUUCGUCACCCUUUACCAAAGGCUCCCCACCAACAUGCAACUACCCAAAGAGCUCCACCCGGUAUUUUUCUUCUUCAUCGCCGCGCCUAGCGUCGCCUCGAUGGCCUGGGCAAGCAUCUCCGGCGAGUUCAACGAUGGCGCCAAGCUCCUUUAUUUCAUCUCGCUCUUCCUCUACAUGUCGCUGGUGGUGCGCAUCAACCUCUUUCGAGGGUUCAGGUUUUCAUUGUCGUGGUGGGCCUACACGUUCCCGAUCACGAGCGUAGCCGUGGCAACAGUGUUGUAUGCGUCGGAGGUGGACAAUGUGCUAAUGCGGGCACUAGCGGUCGGGUUGUCAGGGAUUGCCGCUGUCAUGAUCACCGGUGUGUUGGCCACUACCGUGUACCAUGCUUUCGUGCGCAAAGACCUCUUCCCUAACGACGUCUCCAUCGCCAUUACACAGCGCAGGCCCAAAAUCAGCAAGAUCCUCGCGCAUCUCCGCUCUUCUAGCUCGGACGUCAAGGAGCUCGACCUCUCCAUCACUAGUUCAAAUUCCAAUUCCAAGAACGACACGUACUCCGGUGACUCAUGUUCCAACUCCAGAACAAGCAGCAACAGCAACGAGUCUCCGGUGUCACACGGGCAUGUAUGAGCAGAGUGUUAGAUGUCCCGUGCACAAUAGGGUGCACGCAUGCUGCAUGCAUAUCUACCACAUAGAUAUUUCUUUUUUUUUUCAUUCUUUUUCAUCUUUAUAUAUUUGCUGCACAUAGUGGUAGAUUAGCAGCAAUGUCCUUGAGUAAUUUGCAUUGCCAUGAUGGUGAUAUUAUUACAGAUUUGCAGAUAAAUCUCACUUACUUUUAUAAGUAUGUAUUUUCAUUCACCGGAGGUGCAUAUCUAUAUAUCAUCAGUGUGCAAUGUAUGGCCGAAUGUGUAAGAUGCAAGAUACCCAAGCCUCUAUAUCCGGGAGCGUUUUCGCUCCAAUAUUCACCCACUUGGAUGAAAAUGACCUAUGGGUAAGUUUGAACAUGGCACGUGUAUUUUUUUGGUAAAUGGCGGGGUACAAAUGCGUUGUGUAUCGAGGGUUUCGUUUCAAUUUUUUUGAACGUGUGUGAUGGUUGUGUUAGUUGGUUUAGCAAUUUUUGUUGCCUGUGCGGCAGUUUGUACGGUGGCGUGGUCGUUCUGCUUCCAUGCUUCCUUUCAUUUCUAUUCGGCCGCUGUUGGUUCAGUCGUCGCGUCGCUUUCUGCUGCUCAUUGGUUCUCGUGCGUGCUGCUUUUGUCUGGUUGCUGUCGGUUUGGUACGCGGUGCCGUCGUUCUUUCUGGCGGAGCGGUGCCGCCUACAUAUCUCUGUCGCCCCCUCUAGAUGGCGCUGGCGCUGUCGCUGUUGACGUUGCUUCGGGAGCCCGCCAUCUCUUCUGAUCGGUGCCGCAUCUCUCGCGCCUUCCGGAGAUCUUUCCGUUUACUUCUGUGCUUCCUUCCCUCUGUUGCGAGGUGUCGUCGGACUCUGUUGUUGGUGGUUCUUGUGGGUAGCGGAGGGAGGAGAUUCGAUUGGGAAAGCGGGCCUUUUGAUCCCACUCUCAAUCGACGACGAACAGCAGAGAAGCGAACCGGCGAAGCGAGCAACACAUCGGGGGGAGGUGGUCACCUGCAAGUCAACCGCGCGACGGGUGAGCAGAGCGGCUCGCACCCGCGCCAGGGGAAAAGGAGGGGGCCGGAGCCGUUGGCUGUGCGCGGCAGCGGAAGACGGGGGGACGAGGCGCUCUGCUACAUCCGCGGCCAGAGGUGAGUUCCUUGUGCUUUUUGGCCUCCAUGAUUGUUUUGCCUACGCGUCCUGGCCAUC
Aegilops tauschii subsp. strangulata is the source of this 3055-nucleotide messenger RNA. Its product is annotated as S-type anion channel SLAH2-like. NCBI's taxonomy places the organism in Eukaryota, Viridiplantae, Streptophyta, Magnoliopsida, Poales, Poaceae. Gene Ontology annotation, molecular function: voltage-gated monoatomic anion channel activity. The record is from RefSeq and is a predicted model, not a curated record. Gene Ontology annotation, cellular component: membrane. Gene Ontology annotation, biological process: intracellular monoatomic ion homeostasis; transmembrane transport.